AUCCUUCUCUCCUUUUCUCAUUGUCUUCUCUUGUAGUCUCUAGCUUCUGCUUGUAUUUUCUCAUUUCAGUCCUGAAAAAUGGCAGAAGUUGAGUACCGAUGUUUCGUCGGUGGUUUGGCCUGGGCCACCACCAAAAGCUCUCUCCAUGAUGCGUUCUCUUCAUUCGGCGAGGUCAUCGAAUCGAAGAUCAUCAACGAUCGUGAGACCGGGAGAUCCAGAGGUUUUGGCUUCGUUACCUUCAAGGAUGAGCAAGCAAUGAAGGAUGCUAUCGAGGGGAUGAACGGCCAGUCUCUUGACGGGCGUAACAUAACUGUUAACGAGGCUCAGUCUCGCGGAAGCGGUGGCGGCGGCGGCGGUGGCGGUUUCCGUGGUGGACGUCGUGAGGGCGGAGGCGGUGGUGGCGGUUAUGGUGGCCGUAGGGAAGGUGGUUACGGUGGUGGCGGUUAUGGUGGCCGCAUAGAUGGUCUCCUUUGGGCUGUAUGCGGUUGUGAAUUUUUAUAG
Ipomoea nil (Japanese morning glory) is the source of this 501-nucleotide messenger RNA. Its product is annotated as glycine-rich RNA-binding protein-like. The coding region runs from base 79 to 501 and encodes 140 amino acids. The record is from RefSeq and is a predicted model, not a curated record. NCBI's taxonomy places the organism in Eukaryota, Viridiplantae, Streptophyta, Magnoliopsida, Solanales, Convolvulaceae. The transcript has 2 exons. Gene Ontology annotation, molecular function: RNA binding.